Messenger RNA from Sabethes cyaneus, 1311 nucleotides. RefSeq names its product proton-coupled amino acid transporter-like protein CG1139. Gene Ontology annotation, cellular component: vacuolar membrane. Gene Ontology annotation, biological process: amino acid transmembrane transport. The transcript is spliced from 7 exons. The record is from RefSeq and is a predicted model, not a curated record. NCBI's taxonomy places the organism in Eukaryota, Metazoa, Arthropoda, Insecta, Diptera, Culicidae. The coding region runs from base 1 to 1311 and encodes 436 amino acids. Gene Ontology annotation, molecular function: amino acid transmembrane transporter activity.
AUGGCUUCAGAAAUAACAUCACAAGAGAAAGACGAAAAUGACUACGAACCCUACACGAAUCGACAGCCUACAAAUCCCAAUAGUACUUUCGAAACCUUGCUUCAUAUGCUCAAUGGAUCUUUGGGAAUGGGCAUAAUGGCUAUGCCGCUUGCAUUCAAAAAUGGGGGUCUCAUAUUUGGAGCAAUCGGAACCGUGGUCAUAUGUACAAUUUAUGUCCAUUGUGUUCAUUUAUUGGUUAGUACGACGUACAAAUCAUGCAAACGUAGUAAAGUUCCAUCGAUGGGAUACGCGGAAACUGUAAAAGAUGUAUUUUUCAACGGACCAGUAAAGGUGCAAUCAUACGCGACUUUAGCGACAGGCUAUGUAGACAUAACGCUUGUAAUCCAAAGUUCUUUGUCGUCCUGUUCGUAUCUUGUAUUCAUUGCUCAAUCUCUGCGAGAUGUUAUCUACAACCAGCAACAGAUCGAUUGGGAUACACGUGUUUAUCUGCUGCUUCUAUUGAUUCCCAUGAUCUUCUUCACUCAGAUUCGUGAACUGAAGUAUUUGGUUAUUUUUUCCGCUGCAGCAAACAUUCUGAUAAUAUCGGCUAUAGGUAUUAUUCUGUACAUUAUAUUCAAUGAAUCGUUACUAUUUGCCGAUAGAAAAAUGUGGCCACAGUGGAGCAAGUUACCGUCUUUCUCAAGUACAGUUCUUUUUGCAAUCCAAGGAAUUCGCUAUAUUCUUCCAAUCGAAAACAAGAUGCAACACCCUCAGCACUUUCUAGGUUGGUUUGGGGUUCUGUACGUAUCCAUGUCAAUACUGACAGUACUCUACAUCAUUACUGGAAUUUUCGGUUAUGCAAGUUAUGGAGAGGAAACUAAAGGAUCGGUUACGCUUAACUUGCCUAUUGAUGAUGUUGCUGCUGAAUUAACUCGCGUACUCUCAGCGACGGCCAUCCUGUUCUCCAUGAAUUUAAGCUAUUACGUCCCCAUAGAAAUCCUAUGGCAACAUCUGCAGACUAGAGUGUCAGACAAGUGGGCCAACUUGGUACAAAUUGUACUGCGGUUUUGUCUAAUCGUGACAUUGAUAGGAAUAGCCAUAGGAAUACCGAAAAUCGAACCGUUUGUGGGGCUGGUCGGAUCGCUCGGCACCGGAACGUUAGCAAUACUGUUUCCCGUCACCAUAGACACUAUCGUUCGAUGGCCAACCGGUGAUUUCGGCAGAAUGCAGUGGCUAUUGGUGAAGAAUAUGGUUUUACUGGUGUUUGGAAUAUUCAUCAUCGUGUCCGGAACAUAUUUUAGCAUUUUAGAUAUUAUAGCAAUAUAUGUUUAA